GUUCUAAAAGAAAAAAAUACUACCUUGACAGGAUUAGUUAAACAUGAAUUUUUCAAUAUCGAAAAUGACCUUUCUGUAAUAAUCGAUCUUUGUUGUAAUAUGGCUUUUGACCUGCAAGAUAACAGGUAA
Messenger RNA from Dentiscutata erythropus, 129 nucleotides. NCBI's taxonomy places the organism in Eukaryota, Fungi, Glomeromycota, Glomeromycetes, Diversisporales, Gigasporaceae. The record is from the annotation of a GenBank genome assembly.